Diversispora eburnea is the source of this 705-nucleotide messenger RNA. The record is from the annotation of a GenBank genome assembly. NCBI's taxonomy places the organism in Eukaryota, Fungi, Glomeromycota, Glomeromycetes, Diversisporales, Diversisporaceae.
AUGGAAUUUCAAAGUGUUCGAACAGUACUUCCCGGAGAUUUAGUAUAUGUAGAAUCAGAAAAAGACGAAAUUAUUCUUGGACCAGGUUUAAUGCAAAAUGAGGAGUCAAUAAUUUGUACUAAAGCAGGUGUUCUUAAGAGAAAAGAAAACUCUUGGUUCAUUGAUUCGGAUCAGAAAAGAUAUAUUCCAGCUACGGGAGAAAAUGUAGUUGGUAGAAUUAUAGGUAAAAUAGGUGAGGUUUAUCGAGUAGAUAUUGGAAGUGCACAUCAAGCUUUAUUACCUUUUCUAGCGUUUGACAAUGCGACCAAAAAAAAUAGACCAAAUUUGAAUAUCGGAGAUUUGUUAUAUGCGCGCAUUUCAUUAGCAAAUAGAGAUAUUGAUCCGGAGAUCGAUUGCAAAAAUCCUUCGACUAAUAAAGCUGAUGUUGUAUAUGGAGAAUUAAAAAAAGGAUUUAUAUUGAAAUGUUCUUUGAGAUAUUGUCGAAGAUUAUUUUCACUAGAAACAAAAAUAAUAGAAAUACUUGACAAGAAAUUGGCUCAAAAAAAUAUCGAAACUCAUAUUGCAAUUGGAUUGAAUGGUCGUAUAUGGUUUUACACAGAGAAAAUUAAACAUGCAGUAGUAUUUUAUAAUGUACUAAAAAGGGCGGAGACGAUGUCCGAUGAUGAAUUUUUGGAGAUUGUAAAGAAUUUGGACUUGGAUGGAUGA